AUGUCUGAUUACAAGCCAACCGAGCAUGACGGACUCCGUAAGGAUGGCCAGCCUGACAAGCGUGUCGGCACAGGCGAGUUUGCCGGAGGCAAAGUUGACCCGGUAGAAGCUGGCAAGAAGGGCGGCCACACGAGCGGCGGCAGCGGCGAGAGCGAGGACAGCGGAAGCAGCGGAGAGAGCAAGGGCCAGUUCGCUGGUGGAAAGGUUGAUCCGGUUGAGGCUGGCAAAAAGGGAGGCAAUUCUUGA
Molecule: messenger RNA, 246 nt
Organism: Ramularia collo-cygni
Lineage: Eukaryota; Fungi; Ascomycota; Dothideomycetes; Mycosphaerellales; Mycosphaerellaceae
Exons: 4
Coding region: 1-246 (81 amino acids)
Source: RefSeq, a predicted model, not a curated record